Prunus avium (sweet cherry) is the source of this 3170-nucleotide messenger RNA. The record is from RefSeq and is a predicted model, not a curated record. NCBI's taxonomy places the organism in Eukaryota, Viridiplantae, Streptophyta, Magnoliopsida, Rosales, Rosaceae.
AUGGCUGAGGCAGUUGUUUCGUUUGUGCUCGAAAGGGUCGGGGACUUCGCCACCCAAGAAGCCAAGUUCUUGUCUGGAGUGAGCCAUCAAGUUGAGGUUGCACAAACUGAGCUACAAUUGAUGCAGGGCUUCCUCAAAGAUGCAGAUGCAAGACAAGGACAAGAUGCAACAGUACAAGUUUGGGUUGCCAAAACUAGAGAUGCUGCUUAUGAUUUGGAAGAUGUUAUUGAAACUUAUGGCUUGAAAGUGGCUUCCAAGAAGAAAAGGGGCAUCAAGAAUAUUCUCAGAAGAUUUGCCUGCAUCUUCAGGGAAGGGGUUGAUGUUCGAAAGAUUGGGUUAGAAAUUGAGAACAUUACUGCCAAAAUUUCUAAUUUGAGGUUAAGUUUGCAAAGUUAUAAUAUUGCAAGGGUACCAACAGAGAUUGGAGGUGAAUCUUUCUUGCAAUUGCAUGAGAGGCAACGACUACUGAGGCGAACUUAUUCUCAUGUUAUUGAACGUGAUGUUGUUGGAUUAGAGUACAACGUUGAAGAAUUGGUUAAGCAUUUAGUAAAAGAUGAAAAUCGUCAUCGAGUGGUAUCUAUUUGGGGGAUGGGUGGUUUAGGGAAGACCACCCUUGCAAGACAGGUUUAUCAUCAUAAAAUUGUUAGGCAACAUUUUCAUAGUUUUGCUUGGGUGUGUGUAUCUCAACGGUGUGAAAUAAGAAAUGUUUGGGAAGGAAUUUUCAUUAAACUCAUUUCUGCUACGAAGGAACAAAGACAAGAUAUUAAGGAAAUGACAUAUGAUGAAAUAGCAAAGAAGCUUUUUUGUGUCAUGCAAGAAAUGAGAUGUUUGGUUAUACUUGAUGACAUUUGGAGUAUCGAGACAUGGAACUUUUUGAAUGUUGCAUUUCCAAAUGAGAAAACAGAGAGCACAAUAUUACUUACAACACGCUAUGAAGCAGUCGCUUUGCCCCCAAACAGAAAUUGUUUCCUCCACAAACUCCAGCCACUAAAUGAGAAUGAGAGUUUGGCACUAUUAGAGAAGAUAGCAAUAUUUGGAAGGCCUGAUAUCGAUUCGGGAAUUUACUCUAAGAUGAGAGAAUUAGGUAGGAAGUUGCUUCGACAUUGUGCAGGAUUGCCACUUGCCAUCAUUGUGCUUGCCGGAGUUCUUUCCACAAAAAACACUAUUAAACAAUGGGAGAUGGUAAACGAGAAUGUAUAUGCAAACAUAAGGAGAGGCAGAGGUCAUGAACAAGAAUAUGAAGGUGCAUCAUGGGUGUUGGCAUUGAGCUAUGAUGACCUACCGUACCACUUAAAACCAUGCUUUUUAUAUUUAGGCCAUUAUCCUGAAGACCGUGAGAUUUCAGUGAGCACAUUGACUAAGUUAUGGAUGGCAGAAGGUCUUAUCUCAUUGAGACAACAAAGACAUAGUCUAGGGGAAACAAUGGAGAAUAUAGCGCACAAUUGCUUAACUGAGUUGGUGGAAAGGUGUGUGGUUCAAGUGGGAAGAAGCGGUUCAACUGGGACAAUUAAAACGUGUCAAAUCCAUGACCUUAUAAGAGACUUGUGUUUGUUAAAGGCAGAAGAGGAAAGCUUUCUCCGGAUUGGCUAUUCUACGCAGGAAAAUGAGGCAACUAAUCCUGUUACUUCUUCUAUGGUAGCCAAGGGAACACCAGUGGGGAAAAUUCGAAGACUUGCAAUCUACUUGGAUGAGAAUGCUGAUAGGUUGGUUUCAUCAAGAGAUGAAACAAAUGGCCACGUCAGAUCUCUAUUAUACUUUGUCUUAGGAGAAUGGAGGCCAAGAAGUGAAAAAGUAUUACUAUCUCCACUGACGGAUUUCAAAGUGCUUAGAGUUUUGAAGGUUGAAGAUGUUGAUGAAGUAGAAGUAGAGUUGCCAAGUGAAAUUGGAAAUAUGGUCCACUUGAGGUUUCUAAGUGUGAGAGAUAGCAAAAUAAAAAGGUUUCCAUUAUCCCUAGGUAAUUUGAUAUGCUUGCAAACUCUUGAUUUCCGUGUUCGAUAUGUAGAAUUGUUCAUCCCAAAUGUGAUAUGGAAAAUGAAGCAAUUAAGGCAUUUAUAUUUACCCAGACGUUACACAGCAAGCGGUAACCUGAAGCUAUCUACUCUUGGCCAUUUACAGACCUUAGAUUUUCUUUCAAGUGAGUAUUGUGAUUUGAAUGAUGUUGCUGGAUUAAACAAUCUCCAAAAACUGCAGAUAAGAUUGUCACUUCCCUUGGAAAAUCUGGAGGAAAUCUUGAAAUCUGUAGGCAGCACACUUAAUCAUAUCCGGUCUCUACUUGUAUACAACGGUUAUUAUUCUGUAAGGAAUACAAGUUAUGAGGAGCAGGGUAAUCAAAUAGUAUCAAGUUGUCGUCGUAUAUAUAAACUGAAGCUGGAUGGGCCAACAGCAGUAUUACCAAAAGAGCUCCACAACUAUCCAAACCUCACCAAGUUAGAAUUGUGUAGCUGUAGUCUCAAGGACGACCAAAUGGGAAUACUAGAGAAGCUGCCAAACCUAACAACUUUGCUCCUUAUAAGUGAAGUAUUUGAAGAGAAUACAAAGAUACUGGUUUUCUCCAAAGGAGGCUUUCCUUCCCUACAAUUUCUUUCCGUUUUUCGUAUGGACGAAAUAACAGAGUGGAGGGUAGAGGAAGGAGCCAUGCCUAGUCUCUGGCGAUUGCGAAUAGGAUUUUGCAGUGGAUUGACGACGCUUCCAGAUGGGCUGACAUAUCUUACUAAUCUCAAGGAAUUAACCAUUUUCGGGAUGCCUAGAGAACUCCAUAGUAGGAUUCAGGAAGAUGGAGAGGAUUUCUGUAAAAUUCGACAUGUACCUUCUGUUGUAAUUGGAGAACCCUACGACCCACCAAUGCAAUGAAAAGCUGGGACUUGACAUUGGAAAAGUAAGGCCACACUUUGUGUCAUCAUGGAGCUCAGCUGCUGAGCAGAGGGAUAAUACUUCUUACAGGUUGUAGCAUCUUCUGCACGUCAUAAGGAAGGCCACCGUGCCAUUCGGACUGCUGCGAGCGAUGGUGAUCAUGAUCAACAUUCAUAUUUUGACGGUGUAAAACUUGACAGGAAUGCCAGUUCUUGCUUUUAUUCAAUUACAAAUUACAAUGUUCUAAUAAUACUUUUUUAGAAUACAAAACAAACAACGGCACAUUCAUUACAAUACGUUGGAUCUGGAACAUCCUCGCU